Molecule: messenger RNA, 2713 nt
Organism: Rhagoletis pomonella (apple maggot)
Lineage: Eukaryota; Metazoa; Arthropoda; Insecta; Diptera; Tephritidae
Exons: 2
Coding region: 313-1572 (419 amino acids)
Molecular function (GO): zinc ion binding; nucleic acid binding
Source: RefSeq, a predicted model, not a curated record
GGUGGUUUUCGUGUUAUCUAAAUUUAAUGGCUUAAUGGAUUAAUAGAUACGCAUACUAUCUAGGAUUGGGAGAAAAAAUUCACCAUUUGAUUAGUUAAAAUUGUUGAAGCUGUAACCUCCUAGUUAAGUUUAUUUUCUGUCAUUUCGUGAUCGUCUGGCAAUACUAUUCUCGUUCUUGUCAUUCAUUUCUGUUUUGUGAUUACAUUUGUUUGUUUCGUUAAGAAUCAUUGUACGGUACUCUAAAUUCCUGAAAUUUUCUAUAAAAGGCGACGAAAACUCUUUUUAGCUUCCAUCUUGUGCACAGAUAAGCGGAUGAAUAAAGCCUGUAUUGGCAUGGCGGAACUCAACUUGCGUGCAUCUGCUGUUAAGGCAAUAAAACGCAUACAUGCCCGUGUGAGAGAUGGUGGCGAUGAUGGUCGCGAUGUAUUCCAACUGCAACAGGAGCUGAAGUCGAUCGAGACACAUUUUGGGAGAUUCGUUGAUAACCAUAAUCAUCUUGUUGGAGAAGCGGCACCCUCAGAAAUGGUUACGCAUGAUUCGCUAUGGGAAACUGUGGAGGAGCUUUACGGUGAGGCAUGUAGCACACUCCACCGCCUUAUUGCGACGUCAACGGUAGAUUCCAACGCCAGUGAGGGUGCGCGCAACGUGCCUACUACGACUUUGGAGGGCUGUUCGGUAGAUCUUAAACUGGAUCCGUUGGCUAUUCCCCCAUUUGACGGGGAUAUGUGUAAAUGGUUGGCGUUCAAAGAUGCGUUUGAGACGCUUGUCCAUAACUCGGCGUACCCGGAAGCAUUCAAGUUGGGUAAACUUCGCCAAGCAGUUAACGCGUCCACAGUGCCAUUAAUUGGAGGGAUAUAUUCGGGUGGCUAUCAAGAAGUAUGGAAGGCUCUUAAAGAGCGUUACGACAACAAGAAACAUCUGGCAGAAAUACACGUGUCGCGUUUUCUCAACUUAAAGGUAGCCACCCAGGAGUCAUCGCAAGCAUUGUUGGCCGUUGUUGACACUGUGCAUGAGUCGCUGCGAGCAUUGCGGGUCAUGGAGAUCCCUGUAGAUCAAUGGGAUGCAUUAGCUGUGCCUAUUGUUGUGUCCAAGCUUCCGCCUGUAACCAAGCGCGACUGGUGUAUGAAGUGUACCACCACCGAGAUUCCACGGCUGGAUGAUUUGCUGAAGUUUUUGGAAAGGCGUGCUCAUAGUCUAUCGCCUGAACCAUCGGCCGUUCUAGUGGCGCCUCGGCAGCAACGAUCGGUGAAGUCGCAUGUGGUUAGCGCUGAGCGGGCGCAGUGUGCGCACUGUGGUGCUACGCAUCGAAUUGCUAAGUGUCCAGCGCUGUCAGCUAUGAAUAUUGAACAACGUUAUGAAGCAGUUAAGAGUUUGAGGUUGUGUUAUAAUUGCCUACGUGCUGGCCAUUCGUCCAGACAGUGUCCAUCGGGAAGUUGCCGGAAUUGUGGCCGUAAGCACAAUACUAUCUUAUGCCGCGAGAGGUUCACCAACAUAGCUUCGCCUGAAUCCACGUCUACGUCACCCGUAUCAAAUACUGCACCUGGUAAGGUCCAAACAACUUCAGCUGCAUGACUAGCAGCACCUGCGAGAGCCCACGCGGCCAGAUAUCAGCCGAUCACCCUCCUAGCAACAGCGCGUGCGUAUGCCUUUGGAGAAGCAUCGGUUCAGCGUGUGGCUCGUAUCUUAUGCGAUCCUGGAUCGCAGGUUAGCUUCGUGACGGAUCGCCUAGCAAACUCCUUGCAGGUAUACCGACGGAAAUGUGACCUGAUGGUAGAAGGGGUAGGGGCUGCCGUCAAUACCCAAGUGAAGGGCAGCGUUACACUCACGUUGAGGUCAACGAAAACUACAUUUGAAAUGCAAAUUGAGGCCUUGGUUUUACCGUCCAUUACUUCUCCGACUCCGACGGUGAAUAUUGACGUGAACCAGUGGCCGUACUUGAGAGGGCUAGAGUUGGCGGACGAUCGGUUUGGGACGCCUGGAGUUAUCGACGUUCUCAUCGGCGCGGACGUGUGGGGGCGAGUCCUAGAGGGUGAUGUCAUCGGUGGACGACCAGACGAACCUUUUGCCCAGCGUACCCGCUUUGGUUGGGUGGUAUUUGGCCCAGCAGCAGUGUCUUUUACUUCGAACGUAUCAUCGCUCGCACUGAGCGCGUUACCGGGUGAGGAUGACGUCCGUUUAGAAGAACUGCUACACAGAUUUUGGGAGAUGGAGGAAAUUGCGAUUGCUGACAAUCAACACGUCGACGACUGUGCCCAGAUCUUCGAAGCUACUCAUAGCCGCACUGCAGACGGCCGUUACAUUGUCCACCUAGCUCUUCGACAAAAUGUACCCAAACUUGGUGACUCAUAUGCACUGGCUGCACGCCAAUUCGGUAGACUAGAGCGUCGCUUGGCAGUGGAUCCCGGCCUUAGGGAAACUAUGUGGCAUUCAUGCGGGAGUACGAAGCACUCGGACAUAUGGAGCGAGUCGAACCAUCAUAUCCCCAUAGCAAUUGCUACUAUAUUCCUCACCAUGCGGUUACCACCAAAUUCCGCGUGGUGUUCAAUGCUUCGGCGCCGACCAGCACGGGAGUCUCCUUAAACGAUAUUCAACUGGUGGGCCCAGCGCUUCAGGACUCGCUUAGCAGCAUACUUCUUCGUUUCCGACGUUUUCGAGUGGCGAUAACUGCCGACAUCGAGAAAAUGUUUAGGCAAGUGUUGGUUGCGCCGGAGCA